UUUUAGAGCUUUUGUUGGACACAGAUUGGCCAAUGCAGUUCAUUAAAAAAGGCUUCCCAUGAAGGAUCACAGGGGGAGGCUUUAUAUUGCUACUGCCGUUCAGAGACACAAACCUCAGAUUAGAUUCAGCUCUGUCUGCAGAGCAGAGUCGACUCAGAGAAAAGACUCUUGUCUGCCCAAAUACACAAACACAGGAGCUAUUACAGUGUAUGCUUUAUUAAUUGCUGAGGAGGACGUCAGCAUACCUGAGGACGUGAGACCAGUUUGAACUUCACGGAUGGCUCCUUGCACCCAGUUGGUCCUGCUGCUACAGCUCCUCAGCUGCAUAUCAGUGGGCCUGGCCUGUUUCUGUGAGCGGUACCCCUGGGGGUCCUGGUCCGCCUGCUCCAGCACAUGCAACUACGGUACACAGCACAGAAAAAGGAAUUUUCAGUGUGAUGAUUAUUACUGGAAGAGCAGCUGCAAGCAGCUGUGUGAGAGCCAGGACAGAUCCUGUAACGAGCAGAGCUGUCCAAUCAACUGCCUGCUGACAGAGUUUGGCCCUUGGUCUGACUGCUCGCCCUGUGCCAGGAAAAAGUUUCGGACACGGGGUGUCCAGAGGCCGUCCCAGUUUGGUGGCUCAGCCUGUAGUGUAGAGCUGACAGAGGAGAGACCCUGUAUCCCCACCAAGGAGUGCAUGUUACCACCUAUCGACUGCAAAGACAAAUUUAAGUGUAAUAAUGGACGCUGCAUCAAUCAGACACUGACAUGCAACAGGCAGAAUGACUGUGGAGAUAACUCUGAUGAGAGGGACUGUGUUGACUUCAAAGUUGUGUGUCCAGCGGAGAAGAGGGUGGCCCCCGGGGCUGACCUGGUGGGAAAUGGGUUUGAUGCUCUGGCAGAAGAGCCGAGGGGAGCAGUACUGGACAACAUGUUCAUGGGAGAAAAUUGCGACAUCAGCAGGCCUAGUAGCACACUGCUCUACCACCGAAUCCCUCACAACUUUGAGACCUUUAACAUUACGGUUAGCACUCCGGAAGACUUCAGUACCGAGCCCCAGGAGCUGCACACCGAGCCCGUCGAUUUCAAGACUUCAUCUUCGUCUGAAAACAGCGGUGGACAUGGAUAUGGACAUGGGUUUUUCUUCAUUUUCUUCCCCUUUUUUUACGUCGCUGGGGGAUUUAAGACACAAACCAUCUCUAACAAGGAGGCUUUUGAGGCUUCAAAGAAAAUAGAUUCCAAGUUUUUCCGGGUACACCAAGUUCUGCCCAUGUCCACAUACAAGGUGAAGGACCAGGAGGACCUUGUCCUGUCACUGCCUUUCCUCCAGUUUCUUCACGCUCUACCUCUUGAUUACAGCUAUGCACUAUAUAGGGACAUCUUCCAGCGCUUCGGGACUCACUACUAUCAUUCAGGAACACUGGGAGGCAUCUAUGACCUGUUGUACCAGUACAACAGAGAGGAACUAAAAAGUUCAGGUCAAACAGAGAACCAUUUCAUGGAGUGUCUGGGCAGAGAGACUACCUGGUCUGUCAUCAUCUACACCCAGCACCGCAGUGCAACUCGGUGCUCCAACAACAGGGUUACUGAGAAAUAUGAAGGCUCGUUCAUUCAGGCAUCAGAGAAGUCUUUCUCAAUGGUGCAAGGAGGUCGAGCCAGAGAGGCAGCAGCUUUGGCCUGGGAGAGGCAGGGCUCAGCUCCAGACCAAACUGCCUUCAAGAACUGGGCCAAAUCUGUUCUUGAUAACCCUUCUGUGGUCGAGAGCAAGGUGCUGCCCAUCAUUGAUCUGGUUCGGGGGAUCCCAUGUGCUGUCACAAAGAGGAGACACCUUAGGAAGGCCCUCCUGCAGUACUUGGAUGAGUUUGAUUCCUGCAAGUGUGCUCCCUGCCCCAACAACGGCAAGCCUGUUCUCUCCGGGACGGAAUGCAAGUGUCUUUGUCAAACAGGCACAUAUGGCACCAACUGUGAGAAACGAGCUCCUGACUUCACCUCAGAAAAAGUGGAUGGUUACUGGAGCUGCUGGGGGCCGUGGAGUAACUGUGGAUCCUCAAUGAAGAGACAUCGAACGAGGCAGUGUAAUAAUCCCCCCCCCCUCAGAGGAGGAGAACCCUGCAAGGGAGAUAACAGACACGAGGAACCAUGUCACAUCUCAAUCUUCACAAAACAGGAGACCUGUGACAAUGAUGAUGACUUCACUGAGGGCUGGACUGAGGAGCUGCCUCCUGGUGUGCAGGGCUGCGUGAGGCCUAAGAGUCCUGACAACAGCUUCCUCCGGAAAGCAAAGCAGUAUUAUAACUAUGGUGAGGACGAGGAGUUCACGUGCUACACUGGAUUUGACCUGGAGGGCUUUCAGUACAUCAACUGUCUUCCUGAUGGGACAUGGACUCAACCAAGUGGACGAUGCAUCAGGAACGUGUGCCUUCCUCCUGACAUCCCUGAUAGCAUGGUGCUGGACCCCAACAAAGAUGAGUACAGAGUAGAGGAAUCAGUGGGUUUGAACUGUAAGGAGCCUGGCAAGGUGCCAGAGCCUCAAGGCUCCUACAAAUGCGGCAACAGUUUCACCUGGGAGCCUCCAUUACCUGCAGACCUACACUGCACUGACGUGGAGCCAUUUGUUCCUGACAGUCGGUGCCGUCCAGGAGAGAAACUACAGGGCACGGAAUGUGUCUGCAUUCAACGGGAGAGCUGCAUUGCACAGCUGGAGAAUCUCUGUAUCCUGAACGUAGACCUGGGCGUCACCGUGCCGAUGUCCCUCUGCUCCUUCCAUGCCGGGCUGUGCCACAAUGACCCGCUCUUCUAUGUCGGCGAGGGCCCGUGUGAUGCAGACGAUUUGAACCAGCUGGAGUGGGCCACGUUCAGAGCCAAAAUGUCCAAUAAGAGUUCCAUUCAGGAGCCCUGUGGUGUUGACACUUGUUAUGAAUGGGAAACCUGCUCUGUAUCUAAGACGUGUGAGUGCAGAGCUGCUCGGAAUUGCCCCAGACUGCGAGACCACACGUUCUGUGUGAAGCUGACCAAGUCCCAGAGGAUUCGAACAAUGGACCUGUGCUCUAUGGCCGCCCUCAAAUGUGCCAGCUAUGAGCUUGAGAUUCUCAAUGAAGGUGAAUGUAAGUCCAGAUAAUCGUUAUAAAAUGCAGUUAAACCUCUGACUUCAUCUUUCCUUUUCAAGUGUAUCAUCCACUAGAACUAGUAAAUUAGAGACAUUAUAGACAGUAGCACUCCUGCUCUAUGUUAUUAUUCUAAAAAGCAUAUUAUUAAAGGAAACUUGACUGGCAAGCAGGUGUACUGGGGUUUAAGCACUCUACAUAAUUCACAGCCACCAAGUUCACCAAGUGAUGCCAUCACUAGAUCGAUCUGAGACAGGUGGUUUAUAGGGUGCACUUGUGUGUUUGGAUGCUCUGCAGUGCAUUCGGUGCACUUUCAGGGCCUGUUUUAUGAAAAGCCACUAGAUGGCAGCAGGUGACCAUGGACCACAAACUUCUGUUUUACGUCAGACUGUUUUUUAAAAAAGUGUGUUUUCAGUGUUUCACCAAGUUUGAUAUGAAAUACUGAAUGUGAUGCCAAGAUGUAUCAUAAUACCACAUAAUCAGACAGAUUUGCACCAAAUUUGGUCAAAUCUGGGAUGUGAUAUUUACAUGUGGGCUGUUCAUAUAACAUUUGUGUCACCAGGAGAAUGUAUUGGGGAGCUGAAAGAUGUCACCAAAUUCUGUGAAGCAAAGCUGAUAGUCCAGUCUCCAGGAUAAAAUGUUGGCAGUUAAUGUGUCUGCACACCACUCAUAUGUUCACAUGACAGGUUCAUGACCAAACUCUCAUGUCAUCUCAUUUGUAAGCAUUCCAGAGCAGACAAAAUACUGCGCACAUGUAUUUUAUGAGCCACUUGUGGAAGAGAGGGAACUAUAGACCAAAAGCUGCAAGCAAAAUCCUGCACAUUGUCUGAUUCAAAGAAAUACAUGUAUAUACACGUAGGAAACCUAUUCAUAUGUUUGACAAGAGACCACAGCGUUUCAAUAUUUGUAACCACAUUUGUCCACUUGUUGUGACAGAAAAUGAUAUUUAAGGCCAAAACAUGAUCUUUUCCUAACCCUAAUCAAGUGGUUUCUGUACCCUAGCCUAACAAGACCAUGAGCACAAUGUUGGCAACAUAAUAUUGAGAUUUGUUGAAGUUCUGAACAUAUUUUCUAACAUUUAUUCUGGCGACUGGGUUGAUCCUGAUAUCCUGGAGGAUGAGGUGGAUAAAAAAACAAAAUCUGGUGACAUUUGAGCAGCAAUUUAACAUAAAACAACCCUGAGAUAACAGGAAAAAUUUGUUAUAGUGCCACAUAUGUUGGAUUUGUAAUAAGGGUCGGUUUCCUUUGUGACAUCAUAAGUUUUUUCAUUUUUGACACCAAAAGCUGAUUUGACAUAUUUUGCUGGUGAUGCGCCGCCCCCCAGCUGGCCACCAAUGUCCCAAGACAUGGACACUUGGCUGAAUGUCUGCUGAACGUCAGGUGACAAAAAUUAAAUAAAUAUCCGACAUUGAGAUUUUGUUGGUUUUAAGUUGGUCUAAAUGUUGGAGGGUUGGUGUCAACUCAGUGUUUGGUUUUGUUGGAUAUCUGAUUUUAAAGUCUGACCAUAAUUUAACAUCACUUCAACGCUGGACAUUUUUCCAACUAAACCUGAUGUUACACAGACAUGCAGUGCCGGCUGGAUGGAUUAGCAGCUAAUCGAUUAACAUGUGAUGGACAGUUUCAUGAAUGCUGAUGUCUUUGAUUUUGUGAAUACUGUUCAAAGAAAACACAGCUAUGGUAUUUCUAAAGGUUCAUAGUGUGUUGAUGUAAAAAACCUACAGAAAUUGUCCUGUCUGUUGGCCUGACUUUUGAAGGAUGGAGGAGUGAGUCAAGUGGAAUUACAGUCACAGAGUGGAACAUUUACACUUGCUUGAUGUGCUUCAUGUGUAACAAUAAAAACAAAAUCAUAACAUGG
Messenger RNA from Acanthopagrus latus (yellowfin seabream), 4938 nucleotides. It is a transcript of the gene c6.2, whose product is annotated as complement component 6. The record is from RefSeq and is a predicted model, not a curated record. The transcript is spliced from 18 exons. Gene Ontology annotation, biological process: immune response. NCBI's taxonomy places the organism in Eukaryota, Metazoa, Chordata, Actinopteri, Spariformes, Sparidae. Bases 278 to 3097 code for a protein of 939 amino acids. Gene Ontology annotation, cellular component: membrane attack complex. Gene Ontology annotation, molecular function: protein binding.